Messenger RNA from Arachis duranensis, 1399 nucleotides. Its product is annotated as bZIP transcription factor 60. The record is from RefSeq and is a predicted model, not a curated record. Gene Ontology annotation, biological process: regulation of DNA-templated transcription. The coding region runs from base 80 to 1399 and encodes 439 amino acids. Lineage: Eukaryota; Viridiplantae; Streptophyta; Magnoliopsida; Fabales; Fabaceae. Gene Ontology annotation, molecular function: DNA-binding transcription factor activity. The transcript is spliced from 6 exons.
CUUACAAACAACUCUUGAGGCUUCGUAAAAUAUCGUUGAGUCGUUUAUUCGUUUCCUCGUAGGAAUUGACGGUUCCGUCAUGGAAGGUCUAGCACUAGGAGACGACCCACUUAGCGACUUCGAUUGUGACGCCUUUCUCGAACAAUUACCAGAUCCUCACGUUGACGAUAUCUUCCAUGAGAAGGAGGUUCCUUCUGCCUUAGCAGGUGGCGGUGUUUUAUCAGAGAUCGAGAACUUGUUGAUGGCCGAUGAUGAAGACGACUGUGCUGUCAUUCCCGCUACUCCGUCGUUGGAAUCUGACUACGACAAGCUUCUUGCUGAAAUACUCGUCGAGCCGCACGGUGACUCCGACGACGGUUCCACUCCUUCUAUCGAAGAUCCCCACAAGGACAGGGCUGAUGCAGCGGGCCCCAAGGAGGUUGGCAUUGAACCCGUUUCGAAGAAGCUAUUAAGAGAUGCUGCUGCGAGAUCAAGAGAGAGGAAGACGAAGUAUGUAAAGGACCUUGAGAUGAAAAGUAGGUAUUAUGAAGGGGAAUGCCGUAGACUGGGGCAUUUGCUCCAGUGCUGCUAUGCUGAGAACCAUGCUUUGCGUCUUUGCUUACAGGCACGAGGUGCAUUGAAUGCUUCCAUGACCAAGCAGGAGUCUGCUGUGCUCUUGUUGGAAUCCCUGCUGUUGGGUUCCCUGCUGUUGUUCAUGGGUGUCAUGUGCCAAUUCAGUCUACGACUGACAGCCUGGUUAACGGUACUACUUCCAAGAGAAAACAAGGAGCAGAGAAACGCAAGAAGGGUAGCUCGAAAAGGACCCGAAAGUGAUAUAUCUGAGUGUUUCUGGGUGCAAUCCUCUACAAAGAGUAGAAGUUGUCGGGCUUCAAGGAGAAAGAUGAAAUUCUUUAUUUCUUCUCUGUCGUUAUUUUAUUCUAGUAUAUAUAGGAAAAUAUCCAACUACGUAGUUGUGCUUACUUUGGGCAUUUAUGUCAUAUCCCGCUCUGUUGAAGUGACUCCCUUCUUGAAAUACCCUCAUCUCGUCGAAUGCUCAGAGAUUCACCAUGUUGGUUGUGUUGCUCUUGUUCCUGCUUCAUUAGUUGCAUAUACAACUCCCUUUGGUAAUCCAUCAUUCAGGACUGAAAUUCCUUCUGUUGAUCCAUCAUUUGCAUUUGAAGGUGGAAAAAAAGAAGAAAUAAACAGAGGAAGAAGCAGAGGAAGUAACGUUGGUGGCCAAAGUUCGCUCACCAACGUUACCUCAAACGUUGGAGGAGAAGGGGUAUGCAACGUUGGUGGCCAACGUUGGUCCACCAACGUUGCUGGCAAUAUUAUUGUAAAUUUGGGUGCCAACGUUGGAGGGAACAUUGGUUUGGAGGGAACAUUGAUGAACCAACGUUACCUCCAACGUCUUCAAUAA